Messenger RNA from Mesoplodon densirostris (Blainville's beaked whale), 687 nucleotides. RefSeq names its product calcyon neuron specific vesicular protein (gene CALY). Gene Ontology annotation, biological process: clathrin coat assembly; endosomal transport; G protein-coupled dopamine receptor signaling pathway. Gene Ontology annotation, cellular component: membrane; endosome. The transcript is spliced from 4 exons. The coding region runs from base 1 to 687 and encodes 228 amino acids. Gene Ontology annotation, molecular function: clathrin light chain binding. The record is from RefSeq and is a predicted model, not a curated record. NCBI's taxonomy places the organism in Eukaryota, Metazoa, Chordata, Mammalia, Artiodactyla, Ziphiidae.
AUGGUGAAGCUGAACUGCAGCUUCUCGGGGAAGACAGGCUCCGGGGACGGGGCUACCAUGGACAGCGUCCCUCUGAUCAGCCCCCUGGAUGUCAGCCAGCUACAGCCUGCGUUCUCCGACCAGGUUGUCAUUAAGACACAGACGGAAUACCAGCUGUCCUCCGGGGACCAGCUGACAAAGUUCUCCGACCUGGAGGCCCAGAAGCUGGGCGGCGGCCACCCGGAGGAUGCACGUAGCAGGAUGCCCACAGGGCGGAUGAUCGCCUUCACCAUGGCGCUCAUGGGCUGCCUCCUGAUCAUGUACAAGGCCAUCUGGUACGACCAAUUCAGCUGCCCCGACGGCUUCCUGCUUCGGCACAAGAUCUGCACCCCGCUGACCCUGGAGAUGUACUACACCGAGCUGGACCCCGAGCACCACCGCAGCCUCCUGGCGGCCAUCGGGGCCUACCCAGUGGGCCGCAAGCAUGGCACGGAGACCCCGUGGUUGUCCGCGAGCUACCACGCCUUCAAGGAGGCGCCCAAGGCGCACAAGGCGCCUGCCCGCGCGGCCAUGGCGGCGGUCACCGAGCCCUCGAGGAAGCCCUUGGGGAAGCCCUCGGGGAAGCCCUCCGGGGAGGCCUCGGCGCCGGGAGAGAAGGAGGCAGCGCAGAAGGUGGAGGGGAGCGCGCCACCCCCAGCCCCCCAGUGA